CACUGACAGAUAACUCUGGCGCUAUUCUUGGCGAUGCGAUGCGCCAUGGAAGAACAGUUCUAUCUUCUUCCUUCAAAUCACCAUCAGUCCAACUGGGAAACAUCCUCUUGCUGGCCUCUAUCACCAAAACCCUUUCAGAAUCCGGCACUCGCAACCUUGACCAUCGAUCCAUUCCCAUCUCAGAGCCUCUUGUUCUCCAAGUCCUGGCCAAGAAUUCACUUGACUCAUCCAAAAAGAUCGACUUCUUUCGUUGGUGCUGUUCUCUCAGACCUAAUUACAAACACAGUGCCUGCACUUAUUCUCAUAUUUUUCGGACCGUUUGUAAAGCGGGGUUCCUCAAAGAAGUCCCAAGUUUGUUAAAUUCGAUGAAGGAGGAUCAAGUUGUUGUUGAUUCUGAAACUUUUAAGCUAUUACUCGAGGCUUUUAUUAAAUCUGGUAAGUUUGACUCUGCGCUAGAGCUUCUUGAUUAUAUGGAAGAAUUAGGGACUAGUUUGAACCCUAAGGUGUAUGACUCUGUUAUUGUAGCUUUAGUUAGAAAAAAUCAGGUGGCUUUGGCGUUGUCUAUUUUAUUGAAGCUUCUUGAAGCUAAUAAUGUUAGCAUUAUCAAUAAAGCAAUAGAUGUAUCGCUUCCUGGUUCUUUUGCCUGUAAUGAAUUGUUAGUUGCUCUUAGAAAGUCUGAUAUGAGGGUUGAAUUUAAACAAGUUUUUGAUGCACUGAGGGAAAAGAAGGGCUUUGAGUUUGAUACUUGUGGUUAUAAUAUAUGUAUUCAUGCAUUUGGAUUUUGGGGUGAUUUGGGUACUUCUUUGAGGCUGUUUAAAGAGAUGAAGGAACAGGGUUUGGUUCCUGAUUUGCAUACCUAUAAUAGCUUAAUUCAGGUGCUUUGCAUGGUUGGGAAGGUGAAAGAUGCAUUGAUAGUAUGGGAGGAAUUGAAAGGAUCUGGUCACGAACCAAAUCAGUUUAUGUAUCGAAAUCUAAUUCAAGGAUGCUGUAAAUCGUACCAAAUAGAUAAUGCAAUAAAGAUUUUUAGUGAAAUGCAGUAUAAUGGGUUCGUUCCGGAUACUGUGGUAUAUAACUCUUUGCUUGAUGGAUUGUUCAAGGCGAGGAAAAUUAUGGAAGCAUGCCAACUGUUUGAGAAAAUGGUUCAGGAUGGGGUUAGGACUUCCAGUUGGACGUACAAUAUUCUGAUUGAUGGUUUGUUUAGGAAUGGAAGGGCAGAGGCUGGUUACACUUUGUUUUGUGAUUUGAAGAAGAAGGGGCAGUUUGUCGAUGCUGUAACCUACAGCAUUGUUGUGUUGCAGCUUUGUAGGGAGGGACACCUUGAGGAAGCUUUAAAAUUAGUGGAAGAAAUUGAAGGAAGAGGUUUUGUUGUAGAUCUAGUUACAAUAACAUCCCUUUUGAUUGGGUUUCAUAAACAAGGUAGGUGGGAUUGGACAGAGAGGCUUAUGAAGCACAUCAGGGAUGGUAAUCUAGUGUCCCAUGUUCUUAAGUGGAAAGCCGAUUUGGAGGCCUCAAUGAAAAGUAGAAAGAACAGAAGAAAGGAUUAUACUCCAAUCUUCCCAUCUAAAGGCGAUUUUAGUGAAAUUAUGAAUCUUAUAGGUUCUACCAUCUCAGAGAUGGAUACCAACCUAAAUUCAGAAGAUGGUUGUGUUAAGGAUGAGGAUUCCUCGAUGGACAUGGAUCAGUGGUCAUUGUCUCCAUAUAUGGAUAGAUUGGCCGAUCAACUGAAGUCUGACUAUCAUUCUUCACAGCUGUUUUCGCUAUCUAGGAGCCAGCGAGUCCAAGAUAAAGGAGUGGGCUCUUUUGAUAUUGACAUGGUCAAUACUUUCUUGUCUAUAUUUCUGGCUAAAGGGAAGCUGAACUUAGCCUGUAAAUUGUUUGAGAUAUUCAGCGAUAUGGGUGUCAACCCUGUCACCUACACUUACAAUUCCAUGAUGAGUUCAUUUGUGAAAAAGGGCUAUUUCAAUCAGGCGUGGGGAGUACUUAAUGAAAUGGGUGAGAAUGUUUGCCCAACAGAUAUAGCAACAUACAAUGUGAUAAUUCAAGGUUUGGGGAAGAUGGGAAGAGCAGAUCUAGCCAGUGCUGUUCUGGAUAAGUUAAUGAAGCAGGGUGGUUAUCUUGACAUAGUUAUGUACAACACCCUUAUUAAUGCUCUAGGAAAGGCUGGCCGGAUAGUUGAAGCCAAUAAGCUUUUUGAGCAGAUGAGGUCGAGUGGAAUUAAUCCUGAUGUCGUCACUUUCAAUAUACUAAUUGAAGUUCACAGCAAGGCAGGCCAAUUGAAGGAAGCAUACAAUUUCUUGAAAAUGAUGUUGGAUUCAGGUUGCUCCCCGAACCACGUCACCGACACAACCUUAGAUUUUCUUGGAAGAGAGAUUGAGAAACUGAGGUACCAAAAGGCAUCAAUCAUGCCAAAUAAGGAUGAUUCUUAAGAAAAUGUUUCUGCUGGUUGGCAUGGUUCGAAAGUUAUUGAAAUUUGCAUCAAUCUGCAAUGGAAUGACUCCAAUAUUUGUCAAUCAAUUCCAAAAUGAGAAUUUAACCACAAUUUGGUUGGCAUAGACAGUAUCAUUUUUAUUAUCAUGAUUUAUAGAUGAAAUUGUUUACUUCGUUUAUUACAAUCCACGUUACGAAAUCCCAUUGAAAG
Messenger RNA from Pistacia vera, 2638 nucleotides. Its product is annotated as pentatricopeptide repeat-containing protein At4g01570. NCBI's taxonomy places the organism in Eukaryota, Viridiplantae, Streptophyta, Magnoliopsida, Sapindales, Anacardiaceae. Gene Ontology annotation, molecular function: protein binding. The transcript has a single exon. The record is from RefSeq and is a predicted model, not a curated record.